Messenger RNA from Guyanagaster necrorhizus, 2048 nucleotides. Its product is annotated as putative efflux transporter. The transcript is spliced from 10 exons. Gene Ontology annotation, biological process: transmembrane transport. Bases 498 to 2048 code for a protein of 516 amino acids. Lineage: Eukaryota; Fungi; Basidiomycota; Agaricomycetes; Agaricales; Physalacriaceae. Gene Ontology annotation, cellular component: membrane. The record is from RefSeq and is a predicted model, not a curated record. Gene Ontology annotation, molecular function: transmembrane transporter activity.
UCUAAGAGUGGACAUAGGUGCCUUAUGAAGGAUCAUUGCCCCACAAAACUUUGUCCCAUUAUGGACCGUCAUAUUAAUGCUAGCGUCUGCGUAGGACAUGAUACGCCUCCCCCUACUCUCUACAAGUUUCUCCUACAGUUGUACCAAUGCAGGCACCAGGUUCUGUCACGAUCAUACCGUGAUUAGCAAGGUCACCGUGGGCGGCUUCUAUUUCCUGCGGUCACGAAACUCUUUCGAUCCUCGCAUUUAGCUAUCCUGUCGCUCUAGAAUUUUCCUCAAAGCGCUUUGGGUGAAUGCGACGGCUCCAUGUUUUUCAUGUCUGUCGCUUCCGACCGGAUUUCGGGGAGUGCGGAGUGCUUCAAGGGUAGAGCGUCAUGUCUACAGUGGGAUACAUGGUUACUCGUGCUUUCUGCGCAAAAAAGUUGCAGCUCAUGUUGGACAACGGCUCAGUCCAAGGCUUAUAAGGCCGUUGCGGACUCUCUCUUCCUUUCUAAAGCAUGUCUACCAUACCACAGAGCCAGAAUAGCGCCACCGACCUUGCCGCCUCAGAUUCCAGCAGUGACACCUUGGCUGGUAAGAGGAGUGUCGUCAAGUCAUUGUUAAUUGCACUAGCAUGUAUGAUGGCGCAAAUUGUUAACAGCACCAAUACCAGUGCUAUCUCAGUUACGCUGCCUACUCUGGCAAAAGAACUUGAUAUUCCAGAAGAAAAAUUAAACUGGAUUGCGUCGGCAGGACCCUUAGUCACGGAAAGUCUCUUUCGUGCAUGUUUUCUGAUAAUGUUUGGGAGAAUAUGCGAUCUUUAUGGCCGCAAAAAACCAUUUUUAUUUGGUUCUUUAUGGAUGGCGGUAUUUACCUUAGCCGUCACCUUCGCCAAUGAUGAUAUCACCAUGGACAUAUUAAGAGGCCUACAAGGCUUAGGUCGUGCCGCUAUGAUGCCUGCUGCUGUGGGAAUUCUCUCGGAAACCUUUAAAUCUCCGGAGGGGCGGCGAAAAGCCUUCACUGCUUUCAGCGCAGGACAACCCAUUGGCACUGCUCUUGGUACAGUCGUUGGUGGAGCCAUGACCCAACUAACCAAGCAAACAUGGAGAUCUCCGUUUUAUCUCAUUACGGGCCUCUCUUUUGCGAUUUUCGUUCUUGGUUUAUAUGCUGUCGAUGACGACACCCCAUCAACCGAAAUGGAUCGGCGAAUCGAUUGGAUUGGCCUGGUUCUCGUCAGCGCUGGCCUUAUGCUCAUCAUAUUCGUCUUAUCCCAGGGCGAGGACGCUUCACAACAGUGGAAAACUCCUUACAUCAUCGUCCUCCUCCUCUUCGGGAUAGGGCUCCUCGUAGCUUUCUUCUUCUGGCAACAUUACCUUGGAAAGAAGUAUGAUACGAAAGCAGCAAAGUGGUGUUCGCCGCCGCUGAUGCGAUUGUCGCUAUGGACACGGGCGAGGGGGCGGGUCGCAGCAACGUUCAUCAUCACGCUCUUGACGUGGUGUGCUCUAUAUUCAUGGCUGUACUGGGCUCAGCUGUAUUACCAAAGCUACAUCGGCCUCGCACCCCUCGUUACAGUCAUCCGCCUCCUCCCCGCUUACAUCACUGGGGUUCUAUACAAUGUCAUCCUGACCAUCCUCAUGAGCCGGAUCCCUUUUGUGUUCCUCAUGGCUGGCGGAAACGUCUUGACCGCCAUCGCGAGUUUGCUUUUCGCGGUGAUCGACCCUCGUGCUGUUUACUGGGCCUUUGGGUUCCCUGCGGCGGUGCUGGCACCUGCCGGGGGCGGAUUUGCAUAUGCGUGUUCGAUGAUUUACAUUACCAAGGCGGCUAGGCCACAUGAGCAGAGUAUGGUUGGGGCUGUGGUGCAGACUAUGACACAGUUGGGCACGUCGCUGGGUGUUACGGUAUCUACUGUGAUUUUCGAUGAAGUAUCUCAACAGCAGACGAGCGGGCAGGGAGCCCCACCGGGUUUGGGCAGUUAUAAGGCUGCGCAGUGGACGACUUUGGUGUUUGCGGGGUUAGGUGUGUGUGCUUUUUUUUUGUUUUUUUUUAAUCUACUUGGAGACAUGAGCUGA